GGGCUACAGUCCAUGGGGUCGCAAAGAACUGGACACAACUUAGUGACUGAACAACAACAAAGACCUGAGAUGUGGAAACCAAGGUUACAGAGGAGAAAUAAUGUCUAAACUCAUAUAGCUAAUGAGCAGUGGACUGAGGUUCAAUCCUGGGUCCAUUUACCUCCUAAGGCUUAACUCUUCCAUACAGUUCUGUCUCCUAAACUAAACACGAUUAAAAAUGAAAGUUUAAAUUCAAAGAUCUAUUUUUGAAGCUGGAACUAAAAACCAUUAUUCCAAAGUUAAUCACCUAUAUAAUUCUACACUUUCCCUCUAUUUUCACAGUUAAGAGGAAAGAGGUUAUAUCAAAGAUCAUGAACAUUUUUUGAGUCUCUGGGUCAGUUACCACCCGGCCCCUUUCAGGUCUGAUUUUCAGUGAAUAAAGAACCAGAGACUCACCAAAAGUUGCUUAGCAAUGAGUGUCCCUGAAAAGUGCUUAGAACAGGAAAUGCUUAAGCAAUGAAUUAAACAGUAACUUGUUGUGUCAAUGUGCGUUCUUAAGGAAAACAGAAAGAACCAUGUACUUUUGAGAGAAGCAACGCCAGGAACCGUUAUUUUUCCAAACGCUUUAAGAGUUGUGGUUUCAUGUAAGAUUUACUUUCAAGUUGCCCACAAGUCCUGCAGUUCCAGCUUCCUGCCCUGGGUCUCCUUGAAAAGCCUGAAGGAACUCUGGCACUGAAAAUGCUCUUGUCCAGAGCCAAGGAUUUAACACAAUUCUCCCUCAUUACCAAGAGGCCUGAAACCUCAAUCUGCCGGAAGAUGGGAAGGAAAGAAAAGAGGUAGCUGUAGCAGAAUUUCACAAAAAAAUCAAAGAAGCUUUUGAAGUGUUUGACCAUGAAUCAAAUAGUACAGUGGAUAGAGGUCGGAACAAUUAUCAGGUCAUUAGGAUGCUGCCCUAGUGAAGGAGAGCUACAUGAUCUGAUUGCAGAGGUAGAGGAAGAAGAACCGACUGGAUACAUUCGAUUUGAAAAAUUUCUACCAGUGAUGACUGAAGUGCUCCUGGAAAGGAGAUAUAGACCAAUUCCGGAAGAUAUCCUUCUUCGAGCUUUUGAGGUAUUAGAUCCAGCUAAACGUGGAUUUCUUACUAAGGGCGAACUGAUAAAGUAUAUGACUGAAGAAGCCUCCCUGCAGGUUUUGUAUCCGUGCACCCACAGUGACAGAGCUGUCAUCACAGAGAUGAUGAACUCAGCAGGGGGAGCAGCUCUUGGAAUGAUCAGCCAGAGUGGGUGUGGGAUGUGCCAAGUGUGGGGUGUCUGUUAGCCAUCUAAGUGGAGAGGUCAGGAAGCGAGGUGGACAUAGGGGUCUGGAGUCAGGAAAGGGGUCAGGGCUAGAGACAUGAAUCCCCGGGAGUUAUCAAGAAAUGGACGUACUUAGAGCUGUGAGCUUAGAUGAGACCACCAAGCAGGGAGAGUGGAUGGAAGAAGAGAGGACCAGGGAUUGAACCCUGCGUGCUCCAUCCCCAAGAGGGCAGGGAGAGAGAGAACUGGCAGAGGUGACCCAGGGAGUAACCAGUGAGGUGGGGAACAGGAGGGAGUGUGGGAUCUGGGAGGAAAAGGUGACCAGCUGUGCUAAAGUGGAACGUGCCUGGCACCUAACAAAGGCCCCAUCAUUAGGAGCCUGUUCUGGUUUUUAUUAAUACCAUUGUUGGGAGGAGGGAGAGAGCAGAGAACUAAAACUUCAUGCAUCACAAUGCAGAGUGAAGAGUCAGUGUCUGAAAUGGAUAAAUCAAGAGGUGGCAGAAAUAAGAGCAUAAGCACAUUUUAAAGAAUGAAGCUAAAUCCCUCAAGAAGUUCAGAAGUUGCUCCAGAGAAGAGGGCCACAGGUGGGGGGCAGGGGAGUGGGACAGAGGAUUUGUAAAAAUACUUUUGCAUAUUUGACUUUAAACUAAUUUACAUGUAUUUCUUUGAUGAAGAAGAUGUAAAGGCCGUACACACACACACACACACACACACCACACACGGGGACUUCUGAGUGGUGUUUCACCAGGUGAGCACAGAGUCUUACUGUGACUGGGGGCUUCCUGUCCUGGUUUGAUGACUUCCUGCAUGCAUCCUGUAAGGCUAGGACAUUUUACUCUUCAUUCGCUGCACUCUUUUCUGGCUCAGGAUGGGUAGGAAUAACAGAGGCUCCGGGGAAGAACCCGGGAAGGAAGUAACUGGAAAUCUCCUCCUUCCCCCGGGUGCUGUUUGCUCUGCUGCUUCCCUGCUGCUGAGGGUGGGUGGGAAGCGGGGUGAUGCCAUCUCUCCCGGUUUCCUGUCGCACUAUCAUCUCCCGCAGCACAGCAACCCCUGUACCGCCCAGGCUCACCAAAGACGGUGUGGCCUCUCUACUUUGGGAAAUGAGAAUUCUCAGAAGACCAACAGAAAUGCAUGUAGAAGAUGACUGAAAUUGCUGGUUAUCAGGAGAGAUGAUGACCUGAAGAUGUAGGUUCGAAGUGGGCUAAGAUUCUCUAAUGACAUGAUGAGUAGCUUUUUACUUAUUUCCCGUGGCUUUUGCUCCAAAUGAGAGGUUUCACCUCUCACGUGGUGAAGUGUGCAGUAUAAAUCCAGCAUUCAUCACGCAGGGACUUCCAGGGAGGCCAUUCAGAGGUUCCACCUGCAUGAUGAAGCGAGGUUAGGAAUAGUGGCACCCAAACCAGAAAGAAACAGUGAGUAGAGAAAGAAAACUGAAAGGCAGAAAGGGGACUGUUAUGGACCGAAUAUUGAUGUAACCCACCCUCCCCCGUGUGAUGGUGUUUGAAGGUGGGUCCUUGGAAGAAGAUUAGCCAUGAAGAUGGAGCCCUCUGGAAUGAAUCACUGCCCUUAGAAGAGGCAGAGGGAUAGAUGGGCUUCUUUCUACCAAGCGAGGACACAGGGAGAAGUCGGCAGUCUGCAACCUGGAAGAAGUCACCAGAACCAGAUUUGCUGUCAUGCUCACCUCAGACUUCAGCUUCUAGGACAUGAGAAAUAAAUGUUUAUUGUUUAAGCCA
Messenger RNA from Odocoileus virginianus texanus, 3004 nucleotides. NCBI's taxonomy places the organism in Eukaryota, Metazoa, Chordata, Mammalia, Artiodactyla, Cervidae. The record is from RefSeq and is a predicted model, not a curated record.